Molecule: messenger RNA, 5314 nt
Organism: Myxocyprinus asiaticus (Chinese sucker)
Lineage: Eukaryota; Metazoa; Chordata; Actinopteri; Cypriniformes; Catostomidae
Product: G-protein coupled receptor 176-like
Exons: 3
Coding region: 844-2493 (549 amino acids)
Biological process (GO): G protein-coupled receptor signaling pathway
Cellular component (GO): plasma membrane
Molecular function (GO): G protein-coupled receptor activity
Source: RefSeq, a predicted model, not a curated record
UGUUUACAGCAGUAGCUCGCCAAAUACAGGCUCAGUCCAAGUUCUCACGGUCCUCUCGAAGACGACGUGUGACGUUUUAUUUUAAGCGCCCUCCUUUCAUUUGAAGAAAUGGAAAGCGCUAUUGCCACUAAAGAGCUAGCCAGGAUCCAGAGGUCGCCUCACACACUGACACGAUAAUUGGCGUUAUACACAUUUACCAAAAUCUCGUUUUUUUUGUUCUUUGGACAAACAAUUUGAGCGGUCUCAUACGGGUAUGUUAGUCAUUUCUCUGUGAUAUUCUGUAUGGCUUAUCAUUCACUGUCUAGGCGUAAUUAUUUACAUAUUUUUUUUGGAACCCAGUGCUCGCGAAAUGUUGCCUUAAGCAGUAUUAUUUUAGAUCAUGUUCGUUUAUAUACACGGUUUGUUCCACAGUACUGAACAGAAGUUGAAUAACGUGGCGCGCGACUGGCGCAUGAAUGUCGCUCAAUUACGUUAAUGUCAAUGUGAAAUGUGCCGUGAAAACGAAAAUAUGCUUUUUGUGUACUACACGACGGAAAGCCAUAUGUUUAGUGACAAGAUAACAUUGUGAUACAUUUAGUAUUAUUAUUAAUAUUAUUAUUAUUCUUUUUUACAAAAGCUGAAACAUGCCACCUUUUGACAUAUUAUGCGCUGGAAAGAUCUUCGACCAACGUUUUUCUACGGUCUCCAAUGCAAACGUUGCACGCUUUCAGUCAUUUUGAGUAACUGGAGAAAACUCAAGGGACUCGCGCGUUAAUCACGAUGGACCCAACAUCAUAACACUCGCGCUCCAUUCACCAAUUACGUGUACUGAGCCGAAGAAUUAUAGUGGUGUCUUCGAAAUGAAUGAUGAUGGAGGCGGAAAACGGGGAGAGCUGGUUUUCUCUGUCUCAAAACGGAACCACAAAUUUGAACGCCUCAAACCUGGGUUUCCUAAAUGCGUCGUCUCGAAUGGGUCUGUGGGGCGAUGCUCAGAAUAAAGAGGUGACACGACUGGACGAGAUUCUUCACGCACAUGAGAGAGCAUACAGAUAUUUCACCACCACCAUUCAAGUUUUCAUCCUAAUCGGUUCCCUUUUGGGCAAUGCUGCAGUUCUAUGGUGCACCUGUUACACCAAUGUCUUCAAGUCUGUCACAAAUCUUUUCAUCAAGAACCUGGCCUGUUCUGGCAUAUGUGCUGGGCUGGUGUGCGUGCCCUUUGACAUAGCUCUGAGUGCCAGCCCUCUGUGCUGCCUAUGGGUCCACACACUCCUGCUGUGCAAGGCCAUCAAGUUCUUACACAGGCUUUUCUGCUCUGUCACUGUGCUUAGCUUUGCUGUCAUCGCCCUGGACAGGUACUACUCUGUGUUGUAUCCACUGGAGAGAAAGAUAUCAGAUGCCAAAUCCAGAGACCUGGUCAUCUACAUCUGGGUGCAUGCAGUGGUGGCCAGUGUCCCUGUAUUCGCUGUUAGCAAUGUGACUGAUAUCUAUGCCACCUCUUCUUGUUCUGAUGGCCAAUCAAUAGAAUAUAUGGUUUACAUGGUCACUUACAACAUCACCACGCUUAUUUUACCACUAGCAGUGGUGUUUCUUGCCAUGGCGUUAAUUCGGCGUGCACUAAGCUCAAGCCAAAAGAAGAAAGUAAUCAUUGCGGCCUUGCGCACCCCUCAGAACAGCACUUCUAUCCCAUAUGUGUCUCAACGUGAGGCUGAACUCCAUGCCACCCUGUUGUCCAUCGUUCUAGUCUUUGCAAUCUGUAGCACCCCCUACGCUGUUCUGGUGGUAUAUCGCGCAGUGGCAGGGGCGGCAAAAGCCUCAUCUUGGUUACAACUGACUGCCGUGUGGCUACCAAAGGUCUCUCUUCUCACCAAUCCACUGUUUCUACUCACAGUAAACCGCUCUGUGCGGCAUUGCCUUCUCGAUAUGUUAGCACGCCUGCACCGUCGCUAUAGCCGAAGGAACAUGGUCAGCACUGGAGGGCUGGCUGAAGUUGCCGCACUGGGGGUUGAGACGGUGGCUCGCUCUGGAAGUCAGCUUCUGGAGAUGUUCAAUAUCGGCCAACAGCAGAUCUUCAGACCAAAUGAGGAUGAAGAAGAUGAGAAUGAAAUUUCCUCAGUGGCCUCUGCCAACUUCCAGGCCAAAGAUGAAGGACAGGGUGGAACUGGAAGGACAGGAAGGGUGGCAGGAGAGUUGCGUCAACAGCAGUUUGUGGAUGGGGAAAAAGAAGAGGGCUUAGCGUUACCAAAACAUUCCCCUAUUCAGACUUGUGCCUACUCCUCUUCGCAGGUUGCCCCUGCUACACCCACAGACCCUGAGGAUGCCACACAGUUUGGUUUUGGGCCAUUUGAGCUGCCACCUCAUUGGCUGCCUGAAACCAGAAACAGUAAGAAAAGACUACUGCCCCCACUGGGUAACACACCAGAAGAGCUGAUCCAAACCAAGCAGCCUAGAGUGCGCCCUGAGAGACGCAUCAGUAGAAACAAUAAAGUUAGUACCUUCCCUAAUAUGGACCCAUGAAAUAUAGUACAGUGUACAUAAUUGGACAAAAUAAUAAAAAGCCAAGAAAAAAGUAAAUUUUUAUCUGAAAUUAUUUUGAGAUUUUUAUUGAUUAUUUUUGGGUAUCCACAGUUUUCCUGACCAGCCACUGGGUCCCGCUGGACUGUUUUUUGGUUCCAGUCUCCAUUAGAAGCAAUGUAAAAAUGACAGAAACGAGAGAACCAGAUGGAGAAUAACAAACAUUUUAAGUGUUAGUUGGAGUAAAAAUGAGUUCAGGCUCAAUUCGAAGUAGUUAAUGAUAUCAACAUUACUAACCUUGGGCCAGCUUAAACUUUAAUGGGUGAGAAACUGUCAAAAGUCUCAUCACAAAUCUGUAAAGUAUUGGCACCAUGGAGCCAUGUGUUUUUUGAUUUGUAAAUUUUUUUUAUUUUUAUAUAAUACACUAAACAUAACAUUAUCCACUAAAAACAUACACCGAUCAGCCACAACAUUAAAACCACCUGCCUAAUAUUGUGUAGGUCCCCCUCGUGCCGCCAAAAGAGCGUCUACCCGCAUCUCAGAAUAGCAUUAUUCUGGCAUCUCAGAAUAGCAUUAAACGAGAUGCUAUUUUUCUCACCACAAUUUUACAGAGUGGUUAUCUGUGUUACCGUAGACUUAGUCAGUUCAAACCAGUCUGUCCAUUCUCUGUUGACCUCUUUCAUCAACAAGGCAUUUCCGUUCACAGAACUGCUGCUCACUGGAUGUUUUUUGUUUUUGGCACCAUUCGGAGUAAAUUCUAGAGACUGUUGUGUGUGAAAAUCCCAGGAGAUCAGCAGUUACAGAAAUACCCAAACCAGACCAUCUGGCACCAACAAUCAUGUCACGGUCCAAAUCAUUCAGAUCACAUUUUUUCCCCAUUCUGAUGGUUGAUGUGAACAUUAACUGAAGCUCCUGACCCGUAUCUGCAUGAUUUUAUGCACUGCACUGCUGCCACAUGAUUGGCUGAUUAGAUAAUCGCAUGGAUGAUUGUUGGUGCCAGACAGGCUGGUUUGAGUAUUUCUGUAACUGCUGUACAAUUGUGGUGAGAAGAAUAGUAUCUCAGAAUGAUAUUCUGAGAUGCGAGUUGGCGCUGUUUUGGCGGCAAGAGGGGGACCUACACAAUAUUAGGCAGGUGGUUUUACAGUUUUCCCUCAAUCGCUUUGGCUUAUUUUUUGAAACAGUCUUAACAUUCUCUAAACUGUAAGUGCAAUUUUCACAACUGUUUUAUGGGACAUCACAACUCUAUUGCAUGUCUGCAAAAUGUAGUAACUCACCCAAAACAUUUAGUUCAUGCUUCAAAACCUAGUUAUUGUGUCAGUAAAUUGGCCAAUGCCACCAAAAUGUCAUAUUGUGAGACAUACUGGUCAAAAUGUUUAGAAGUUUUUUUUCACCAUGGCAGUCAACCCUGGAAAUGUUUGUUAUAUACAAAUUUCAUUUUUGUUCUACAUUUUUGGUGACACUGACUGCUUACUGUACUAUCCAAGAAUGUCAGUUUUGUCUAGCUGAAUGCUAUUGUGUAUCACACUGAGCUUUUUAGAUACUGAUUUCAACAGAAGGUAAAAGUUUACUGGGACAAGUCAAUAUUGUACAAUACUGUAGUACACAGAGGAAGGAUAUGCACAUUUGUAUGUAUACAGUACAUUUAUUUUUGUAACAAUGUGUUACAUGUAAACAGAAAAUUCACAUUUGCAUGUACAUUUUUACACAUUUACAUGUAAAGUCAUAUAGUGAACAGAAAAUUGCCACAAAAUGACAUCCAUGCAAAAAAAAAAAAAAAAAACAACAAUGAAAAAACCUGCGGUAGUUCUGUAAAAAAACAUUAAAUUGUACCUCCUCACAGUAAGUAACACUACAAGUUCCCAUCUUCUUGGUAGGUCAUCCUGUCGCUCUUGUUGGUCUGGCCAGAGAUUUAGCAGACAUCACAAUCAUUCCAUGUCAUAGACAUUUAUGGAAUAUACCUGUAUUUCUGACAGAUUUUGAUAACUGAAUGCAUCAUUUUGCAUGUGAUGGCUCACAUGAUGAAAGAAUGUUUAGAAGUUGUGAAGAGUAUGUCAAUUUCACUGAGAAUGAACUCAUCGGUUUUGAUCAGCAAGCCAUGUGCAUUUAGUUAUUGUGCAAAUUGUAGACAAUUGUACUUACUCUUUUGCACACAUGUGCCAAAACACGUGCAAUUUGCUUAAAUGAAUAAGAAAUUCAAAUCUAGUUUGAACAAGAAACUAAUUAUUCAGAGAUUUGUACUUAUUGUUUUGAAAAAAAUAAUUCUCAUUCGAGAAAAGCGAUUGAGAAAAACUGUAAUGUUGUGGCUGAUCGGUGUACGCUGAAGCGAGUGAAAACACUGGAGACCGGAAAAUGAAAACAGGCUUCUAUUAUGGAUCGUAGAAAACUUCUGCGUUCAAGAAAAAUGUGGAUGGAGAAACAGUAGGAUAUUUUACAUGUUCUCUUGCUUUUAUCUGUUUGAGCACAUUAAUAAACAUAAAUUCAUCUCCAUAUACUGAUAAACAACUGAACUGACAUAAUAGGACAUUGAUCUUUCACAGGAGAUGCAAGAAACAACAAUACACUAGGCAUGGAUUGUAUAACAUUAUUUGUUUUGUUGCAAUGGUGAAUAAAAUUAAUCCCAUAUAAUUUAUGUAAAGAUGCCCAUACUGUGUUGAAUUUGACUAAAAUGUGCUGCUCUACAUGACAUCUUGAAACAGCACUCAACUGCACACAUUUAAAAAAAAAAUAAAUAAAAAAAAAAUUGUAUUUGGAACCACAAUCUAUCUCAAAUAACUUCUGCAUUAACAUUGAAACUGACGCAGUACACUCACAAUGGAAGUAUUUU